AUGGAAGAGCAAGGACAUAGUAAGUUUAUUCCGAAAGAGUUGAAGGACUGUCCAGAGUGCGGGAAACCUAGAAUCUCUUUUGGUUGGUGCAAGGAUUGUGAAACUAAUUCCAUGAAGCAAAACUUUCUUUAUUGGACAUCUGAGAAUAAAGAAAUUGAUGAAUUAAUCCGCCAUACUCAACUUAAUGCCUCUCAAACUUGCGAUUAUUUGGAGUGGAUCCCGUUUGAGAAAUUUGAAAUGGUAAAAUACAUUGGUAGUGGUGGAUUUGGUAGUGUCUAUUCAGCACUUUGGAUGGAAGGACCAAGAUGGAAUUGGGAUGAUGGUGCGCAAGAGUGGGCUCGAGCUGGUCCUAUGACUGUUGCUUUGAAACGUCUUGAUAAUUCACAGAAAAUUUCGAGUUCUUUCAUUAAUCAGAUUAAAACGUAUCACAAAUGCUUACAAUCGGCUCCAUUGGCUGAAACAUUUGGAAUUACAAAGGAUCCAACAUCUAACUACAUGAUAGUUAUGAAGUAUUACGAAAAUGGUAACUUAUAUCAAUAUCUAGACCGUUCUAAUGGAAUCCUUUCUUGGCGGGAUAUGAUAGAUAUAUUACAGGGAGUUGCUAGAGGUCUUGAAAGAAUCCAUAUUGAAGGAAAAAUUCAUAGAAAUCUUCACGGAGGAAAUGUACUCAUUGAGGAUGAAGAAAUCUCAACAGACGCUUGUAUUAGCGAUGUGGGUCUUUAUGGACCAUGUUAUUAUCAUGAAAAUAAGAAUUCAGGUCAGGUAUAUGGAGUUUUGCCAUAUAUUGCGCCGGAGGUCUUACGUGGUGAAAAUUAUUCUCCUGCUUCUGACAUAUAUUCAUUUGGUAUUAUUAUGAAUAUUCUUGCAAAUGGAAAGAGACCUUGGUAUGAUAGAGCGCAUGAUCAUUAUUUAGCAAAAAGCAUUUGCGAUGGUGAAAGACUUGAAAUUCCAGACGAUACACCAAAAAUUUAUGCAGAAUUAAUGCAACAAUGCUGGGAUAAUGAACCAGGAAACCGUCCAACUGCAUCUUACCUAUACAAAAAAUUAAAUUGGAUUAAUUUAAUUCGAGAUAAUCCGAAUCCAUUUGAUGAUAAUUAUUACAUUUCUGAAGAAAAAAGAUUUAAAAUGGCUUCUCAAUUGCUUAAAAUAUACACUCACCCGGAAAUACAUCCCGAAGCACAUUUUACAAGUAGACCUUUUAGUGUUCAUUCUGCACUUUGGAUGGAGGGGCCAAGGUGGAAUUGGGAUGAUGGUGCGCAAGAGUGGGCUCGAACUGGUCCUAUGAUUGUUGCUUUGAAACGUCUUGAUAAUUCACAGAAAAUUUCGAGUUCUUUUUUUUAA
Rhizophagus irregularis DAOM 181602=DAOM 197198 is the source of this 1341-nucleotide messenger RNA. RefSeq lists its product as uncharacterized. Lineage: Eukaryota; Fungi; Glomeromycota; Glomeromycetes; Glomerales; Glomeraceae. Gene Ontology annotation, cellular component: cytoplasm. The record is from RefSeq and is a predicted model, not a curated record. Gene Ontology annotation, biological process: signal transduction; protein phosphorylation. Gene Ontology annotation, molecular function: protein kinase activity; ATP binding.